Molecule: messenger RNA, 3915 nt
Organism: Fusarium proliferatum ET1
Lineage: Eukaryota; Fungi; Ascomycota; Sordariomycetes; Hypocreales; Nectriaceae
Exons: 4
Coding region: 1-3915 (1304 amino acids)
Molecular function (GO): protein binding
Source: RefSeq, a predicted model, not a curated record
AUGGGUGGUGGUCCGCGUAACCCAAAAGAUGCUCCUGCUGACUGCCUUGCGACCGAUUCCGUGAUUCACCACACUUCCGAGGUGUCGGUCGUGACAGAGGACGAUGCAGCCACUAUCACCGGCCGCGAACAAGAUUCCAGCAAUGCCGUCGCUGAGGAGGUCCAGACCGUCAAAGCCAACAAUCAGGACCCACCACUUGACUCGCAGGAGCAACGAAUAGCCAAACUAAAGGGCAUCUAUGCCAGCUUGGUGAUGGUCGAAAGCGAAUGCAUAGAAGUGGACGGAAAACACUUGCUCGCUACUGGAAUCGAGUUGGUUGAACAGAUCUCGCGAGACUUAAAGAGUGCCAAAGAGAAAGCAAAGAAAGAGGCUGCUGAAGCGAAAGCAGAGCAAAAGGCUGCUGAAGCGAAAGUAGAGCAAGAGACCGCCCAAGCGGAAGAAGACAAUAAGCACUCGAACCCCGACCCCGAGGCGAUGCCGACCAGUGUGGGUGAAAGGCUAGAUGAGACAGCUUCUAGGGAGGCGGAGGCUGAGGAGGCUUUCGAGGAGAUAACUCCUGAGGAGGCAGAGCUCGAGGAGGUGGAUCACGAGAAAACAUCUCCCAAGGUGGCGGAUGCGAAUGCAGAUGCCGCUCUCGAUGAAGUUACCGUUACUACGCAUCCUGUAGACCAGGACGCCAAUCUAUCCGCCCAAGAGCCGCAGGCCUCUCCUGAAGAGGCUGGUACUGCACCCCCAGAUUCGGGCAAGGAUACGGCAGACACUGGAGUCAACACUACUGCCCUCACCAAGGAGACGAAGUCUGAGUCCGAGAAGAAGCCCAAGACCGAACUGCCAUGCUAUGUCGAGUUCAGGCAGCUGGGUGACCAGAGUCUGUAUAAAAAGAUUGGCAGCGAAUACUGGGUGCUGAUCGAUUCCCAAUGGGUCCCCAGUCUCAAUGCGGAGCAGUUUGCGGCUCUCAUAGAGCUUCACCGCACAUUAUUACACAAACACUACGACUUUCUCUUGGAAUCGCAGCACCCUAGCGCGUCGGCAGCGCUCAAAAGGCUCGCUGCAAAGCAUGCCAUGCCGGGAAGAAUAUGGUGGCACGGGAUACAUUCCUUUCUCGAGGUCAUGCGUAAACGACUUGUCGAGUCCGGGGAACACAUGGCCUGUUUCAUCAUCCUGGCAUACAAAAUGAUGUCUUUGCUGGAAGAGACUGUCCCGCACUUCCGUCACACCUGGAUCGAAUGCAAAGCGGAUUUGGCCCGAUACGGAAUGGCCACCCAAAGCGGUGACAAGAAAGCUUUGCAGCGCUGGCAUGACAUUUCCAAAGAGAAGUACACUCGAGUAUCGGGCGAGAAUCCCACGACCGGCCUCAUCUAUCACCACCUCGCCAUCCUGGCGCGGCCCCAAACUCGGGUUUCGCCUGACGAAGAAUUCGAAGCCACUGUGUCCCAGUUUUUUUACUACACCAAGUCCCUCGUCGUCGAAGUCCCGUUUUUCGCCGCGCGGGAGGUCGUGUUGACCCUUAUCAAACCGAUUGUUGACCGGAAUGAGAAGGAAGCCGAGAAGCAGGCCAGCGUUCCCCAGACCGACAAAGAUCACUUCCUUACCGCUGUUUCCCAUCUGAUUCUCGCUUCCCUGGAGCCCGAGACUCUCAGGAAAAAUGGCUACAACGACAGUAGAAAGGAACAUGUUCAGGCUGUCUACGCGGCACUGGAGAAGAUAAGGAUUGAUGCAUCUUCCAACACAUCAAGAAUGUGUCCAAGCCCCCAACUCGGCCUCCUCCUCUGCCAGCUACUGCUGGGAAUUCCCCUUAUUGAUCAAAGAUGGAGCCCUAUGAUGGCGGCGUGGGCCGAAGACCGGGACAAUUCUGACGCCAUGGCCAACGCGAGGGACAUCCACGAUGUAACGAUCGAGCUGAUCCGCACCAUGGUCCCUUAUCUUUUGGAGGAGGCAGAUACGCGUGACCUCAGGCUGUGGGGAUUCAUAUACGUAAUGCUGGUCUUUAUGCGCUCCCUGAAAACGCGGCCCAGGCUCCUGAAACGGAUCGGUUCGGCGUUCCACGCGCAGCUUCUGGCGCGUUUCCUCAACAUGCUUCUACGCGAGGAUGAGGCCCGAGGCGCCCUUGCCUUGGAGAGCGCGUCCCAAUCGGAACUCGUUACAAUUUGCUCGUUGCUCAACGAGGACAAGAGGCUGGACAAGUACGGGCUCAGUACCGAAGACAGCCUCAGGAAGUACUUACGCGAGCAAGAGGAACAGCGAAAGGCAGAGCUUGUCAAGAGUGAGGCCGAAGCUAAAGAUGCCACGGCCACUCCGGAAGGGAGUCAGACGACAGCGGAAGAGGACAAGGUCCCCCGGGAAGAGUCCACGGCCGCGACAGAAGAGACUACGACCAGUGACGCCGCGCACGAGAAAGACCUGGACACCAAGACACCAGAUUGGGAGCUGGUGUACGCCAACACACUACCGGAACACAGUCUGCUUGCGGGGUUCUUCUUUGCCAGAGAGGCUGAGCCUGAACCCCGCAACAAAUCCCUGGGGAGACCUGCCGAGGACGCAGUAGUCGUUGCCUGCCCAGCCGCCCCUGAUGCCACCCCAGCGGCUGUGCAGACCGCCAAGGAACCCGCCGCGCAGACCGUCGAUGAAUCAGUCGAGGCAUCACUGGUAGAAGUGAGGAGGGAAGAGAACGAAAACGAGGAUGUUCAACAGCAAGACUCCCAGGCGAAGGAGGUAGAAGCCGAGAAGACGCAAGAGGAAGACGAGCAGAAGGACAGAGAAGCCGAAGAGGCAGAAGUGCGGAGGUGGGAAGGGCUGCAUCGUGUUCCCCCUCUCUUCCCCAACGGCUGGUUCAAGCGCUCGAAAUACGACUACGACGAGAUGCAGGUUCGCAACUAUGUCCAGGACGCCGCGACAUGUGACGCUCGGUCAAACCAGCUUUUGCGCCUGGCUGCUCAGCUGUCCGACUGCUUCUUUGUCUUCGAGACCGACGAGGAGAGACGCUAUUGGAUCAGCGUGCCUGGGGCCUCAUCCGUACCGAAGCCUGACCUCAACAAGAAGAUGCCGGAAAUCAUCGAGCGCGACGGCGGCGUCAGAGUUGUUUAUGUACAUCCUUUCUUCCACGCUGCCGAGAUCGAGAGGGAGAAGAGGAGAGCAGCAAGGGAAGAGAAGUGGCAGAAAGAGAAGAAACGGAAAGAGGAGGAGAGACAAAAAGAGAAGAAACGGAAAGAGGACGAAGCCAAGGCUACUACGGAUGUGGCUACUAUAGCUGUCAACGAGAAGGUCGAGGGCGACGCGGAAGAGGUCAGUGUAGCCAACAACACUCCCGAAGCGAGCCAACUCACUGACACGACUGAACAGCAACCUACGCAAUCCGAGAAGCCAGUCAGCCAGGUCGACGCCGAAAAGGCAACAGAAGCCGUGAACCUCCCGGCCGUGGCACCCAGCACGGUAUCAGAGGACGGUGAUCAUGAGCCGAGCUCGGCUUAUGAAAUGGAUCUGGACAAGGCCAUCGGUCUCGAAAAUGCCACCGCGGCGGCCCAGAAGCCGCCGGUUACCCACGAGGCGGAGCCCACCAAAGCCAAGGUGGAGAUGACGCUUCCAGUGCGAGGGGUGGACGACGCGCAUACGAAGGGCAGCGGCGCAGGUUCGGACGCGGCCGCAGCCACAACCACAGCCCCCGCCGCAGACGCAGCCACGGACCCGCAGGUCACGGUUCCGCUGAGCGAGGGCGUGCUCGACAGUAUCCCGAAGACGGAGGAUUCUACUAAGGCUAUCAAGCGCUGGAGAGCGGCAAGCAAGGGUCUCGGCGCGGACGAGGGCACGGACGAGGACGAGGACAAGGACGAGAAAGAAUGGGAGCGCCUCAGCAACGAAAGUCACGGAGACGCCAAGGUGGAAACGACGUCUAUGUUUUCGCGCUUUUUCUUCGGGUGA